CUCAUCUUGUUGUUCGCGGUGUUGAGGAAGUUUGCCUGGGACUACGGAAGGAUUGCUCUAGUCAGCAGAACAGAGGAAAAUGCAAAUUUGACAACCAACAGCCAAUACAAUGUGUGGACCUCCCUGUUUUAUGGUGACCAUGACGAUGACAACAAAAACAAAACCCAGGGGUCAGUGGAAUCUUUGGAUGCUCACAUACAUAAACAUGACAGUAAUAUCUGUUCCUGGAUCCCAGCUUUCUUCAGAGUCAAAGAUUCAGACAUCUUAAAGAAGAGUGGACAGGAUGCCAUUCAGUAUUUGUCGUUCCAGCGUUACCUGAUUAUUUACACCACAAUAGUGAUGGUGCUCUCUGUUGUCAUCAUUGUACCUGUCAACUUCUCCGGUAACAACAUUGGAAAUGCAACAGAUUUUGGGCAUACAACCAUUGGAAAUUUAGAUCCAGAUUCUCCGCUGCUGUGGGUCCAUGCUGUCCUAGCCGUGGCCUUCCUGAUUUUAUUGGUCGGUCUGAUGCGACAUUUCCGCGUUAAUCUUCAGUAUCAGGAGGAUGAGCAGGUGUCAAGGACACUGAUGAUCUCAGGGAUCCCUAAAAACCAGUGCUACAAAAACCAGAUCACCCAGCAUUUUGAGGAAGCAUACCCCGAGGCGAGUGUGGUUGAUGUCCAGUUUGCCUACAACAUCGCAGAGUUAGUGAAACUGGAUGAAAAUAGGAGGGUAGCAGAGGAAGCUUUAAAAAAUUCUAAGAUUGAGUUUGAGAAGACAGGAAUUCGUCCAACCAUGACGCCGGUCACCUGUGGACAGUGUUGCUGCUGCUGUGCUGCCUGUGGGUGCAAAGAGGUGGAUGCCAUUGAGCAUUAUGAAUCAGUGGCCAAAAAAUACCGGGAAAAGUGUGAGAAAGAGAAGGUGACUGCUUAUCAGGAUCCAGCGGGGAUAGCCUUUGUCACCUUCUACACUGACCUAAUGGCUGCAAGGGUGAGGAGUGAUUUUGAGGGCACCUGCAAAGGCAGCAGUAACCCCCAGAACUCCUCCCUCAACCAGAAGCUGGGGGUAUGGAACUGGAGUGUUCACUAUGCCCCCUCCCCAGAAAAUAUUUACUGGGAAAACAUUUCUAAGUCACGCUGGAAGUGGUGGAUGAUGGCUAUCAUCGUCAAUGUCAUCCUUGUCGUCAUCCUUUUCUUCUUCACCACUCCUCUAAUCAUCAUCAACACCCUCAACCAACUGGAGUACCUCAAACCUCUGGAGGAACAUAGUCCACUGUUGAUCCAGUUCUUGCCCACCUUGCUGCUGUGGACAUUCUCAGCAUUACUGCCCAAUGUGGUGUACUACUCUGACUCCACAUUUAUAGGACACUGGACUAGAACUGCUGAGCACCAUGCUAUAAUGGUCAAGUCCUUUAUAUUCCUGAUUCUGAUGGUACUUAUCCUUCCCUCACUAGGAUUAACGAGUACCAAGGCUUUAAUUCAGUGGUUUGUCCUGGAUAGAGACUCAAAUUUCCGUUGGAAGUGUAUAUUUUUAGCAGGACAUGGCGCUUUCUUUGUUAACUAUGUGAUAACUGCAGCUUUUAUUGGGACAGCUUUAGAAUUAAUUCGAUUUUCUGAACUCUUCAUGUACGGUCUCAAGUUGUUACUGGCUCACUCUGCUGCUGAGAAAACAGCUGUCAGGAAGUCUGUGCUGUGGGAGUUUCAGUAUGGUAUACAGUAUGCCUGGAUGUUGUGUGUGUUUGCUGUACUUAUGGCCUACAGUCUUCUGUGUCCACUGGUAGUUCCUUUUGGUUGGGUGUACAUGAUUCUGAAGCAUGCAGUAGACAGAUAUAACAUUUACUUUGCCUACAAACCCUCAAAGAUAAACAAGAAGAUUCAUUACACGGCCAUUAACUUUGUCAUCAUAGCCACCAUACUUCUACAGUUCAAUGUUGUCUUCUUCACGGCUCUCAGAUCAGAUAUAGUUUAUGAGGCUGUAAACCCAGUUUUUGUCUUCUCCUCGGUGGCCCUCUUUAUCUCCAUUGUUAUGUUCGUCGGCCGCGCCUUCUUUGGAUGGUUUAAAAAUCUGUCUUCAGCCACCAGAAAAUAUAUGAAAGAUCAUCCCAAGGAAUCAAAUGCUAGGUCACAAAAUUCUCCCUCAAUUGAUUCUCCAGAUCACUUUGUGGAACAAGAGCAAGGAGCCAGUACACCCGAUUCUACAGAUAGACCUUUUGUUGCUGGAGUUCUAUUGGAUGAUAAUGCCCCGCCUUCAGAGAAUGGUGCUAGCCGAUUGGCUGCUUCCUAUGGAACUAUGUCUGGCACUACACCAGUAAACCAGGAUAAUGAAGAAGUGAGCACUAAUGAUGUCCACUAUGUCCAGUAGUGGUCACUUUACACCAAGGAAUCAAUGUCUUCUAAUCAUAGAACUCCAAGAAAUGUAGAAAGCUACCAUAGUUAUACCAAAGCUUCCACACUGAAUAUAAAAUCAUUAUGUUUUGAUAGAAAAAAAAAACUCUGUGCAAGAUCUUCAUGUCAUCUGAUUUUAAUGAGGCAUAAUUUUAUCAGAAAGGGCAUGUUUAACACACAAAAGCAAAUAUGUAAGGAAGCUUUAAAACUACCUUAAAGAAAAACUAAAUAUUUAUGUACUAGUGCUAGAAUCUAGGAAAAAGUCAGGUUGAUAUUUGUAUUACACAGACAGUGCCUCUGGUAUUUAAAACAGCCAAAUGCCAAAAGUCGUGCUCAAAAAUAAACCUUCUGGAGUCAAAUAUACAACUAUGUACAUGAAUAUAUUAUUGUACAUGAAAUGUGACAUGUUUGAUAAGUAAACUAUAUUUU
Molecule: messenger RNA, 2792 nt
Organism: Saccostrea cuccullata (small rock oyster)
Lineage: Eukaryota; Metazoa; Mollusca; Bivalvia; Ostreida; Ostreidae
Product: CSC1-like protein 2
Exons: 23
Cellular component (GO): plasma membrane
Molecular function (GO): calcium-activated cation channel activity
Source: RefSeq, a predicted model, not a curated record